Molecule: messenger RNA, 2391 nt
Organism: Gastrolobium bilobum
Lineage: Eukaryota; Viridiplantae; Streptophyta; Magnoliopsida; Fabales; Fabaceae
Exons: 7
Coding region: 1-2391 (796 amino acids)
Biological process (GO): DNA integration
Molecular function (GO): nucleic acid binding
Source: RefSeq, a predicted model, not a curated record
AUGAGGGUUCAAGAUCUAGUUGAGGAAUUCUCUGCGUUCCAGCAAAAAGUGGAUGCUCGUCUGAAUGACAAUCAUUCCCAGCUGCUUCGAGUCGAAACCAGGUUAGAUGAUUACCAGAACCAAAUGGCAUUAAUUGUGACUCAAUUGCAGCAGUUAUAUAACAUUGUUUUAGCGAUUGAUACAUGUUCGAGUGACCCACAUCGUCGCAAUCCACAUUUCGAUGCAACAUCUUCUUUGAAUACUUUGCAUGGGGAAUCUUCUGAUGUCCGCAAUUUAUCCAAGAUCUCAGAAGAAUUCAAAGUGCCUCUUGCAGGCUUGCGUAUGGAAGGAAUAGCUGCUGCUUGGUAUCAAUGGAUGUAUAACAGUGGGUUGAUUCGUUCUUGGAAUGAUCUUACGCAAGGUUAUCUCUUCAUAGUGGAUCGUUGGGUGCUGGAGCUGAUUGAUUUGAGUCUUGUGUUAGGAAUGCCUUGGUUGGAGAAGUUGGAAAGAGUGACACAUGAUUACAUGAGUAGGUCCAUGGAAUUUUGUUGGAAUGGACAGAAGGUGAUCUUAGAAGGGUCAGUGAAUCUUGCAGAGCAAAAUUUGAUGAUAGAGGAGGAAGAAACUGAGGCUGUUACUUGCUUUGCUUUCAUUCAAAAUAGAGAUGAGAGUAUAAAGGCUCCUGCACCAGAAUUAUUGGCAUUGAAAAAAGUGGUAUAUGAUAUUAUUUGGCAAGUUUUGCUGCAGUAUCAGGCUGUGUUUCAAUCUCCUUAUGAACUACCUACAUUCAGAGGAUUAGAUCAUGAAAUUCACUUGGUUGAAGGCUCCAAACCUGUGAAUAAAAGCAAGAUCAUUAAGGAUAGGUUUCCUAUUCCUACUAUUGAUGAACUCCUUGAUGAAUUGGGAGGUGCCAAGGUGUUUAGCAAGCUAGAUUUGAGGGCUGGGUAUCACCAAAUCAGAGUUUUACCUCAAGAUGUUCCAAAGACAACCUUUAGAACAUAUGAGGGUCAUUAUGAGUUCUUGGUUAUGCCUUUUGGCUCGACCAAUGCUCCUGCAACAUUUCAGGCAGCCAUGAAUCACUUAUUCAGACCAUAUCUUCGGAGAUUCAUCAUAGUUUUCUUCGAUGAUAUCUUGGUGUUUAGUAGAACAAUAGAUGAACAUGUGGAACAUUUAAAAAUUGCUCUAGGCAAUCUGCAACUGGAUAAGUUCCUUGGGAAGUUAUUUAAAUGCUCCUUCGAUACAACUUCCAUUGAUUAUUUGGGACAUGUGGUAUCUGGAGAAGGGGUGCAUGCUGAUCCCAAGAAAAUUAAAGCCAUGGUUGAUUGGCAUACUCCUUACAAUAUGAAGCAACUUCGCGGGUUCCUUGUGUUGACAGGUUAUUAUCGAAGUGGAAUAGGAGCUAUGUUGUUGCAACAUGAACGUCCUCUAGCUUUUUUCAGUAAGAAGCUGGACAUUAGGAUGGAAAAUGCUUUAGUAUAUGUGAGGGAACUUUAUGCCAUCGCAGCUGCAGUGGGCCGCAACAAUUUGGUGGCUGAUGCUCUGUCUAGGGGGUAUGAGGAGGGUGGUCUCAAUGUGAUGGUCUCUCAACCAAUAUUUAGUAUCUUGGAGGAGGUCAAAAGGCAGAAUUCUAAAGAUCCAUAUCUGCUUCAACAUCAUCAGAAAUGGUUGACAAAUCCUGGGGCUGAUAAGAAUUUGUCAGUUAAAGAUGGAAUUCUUUUCCACAACAAUAGAAGAGACGUGAAGGAGUUUGUUAGCAAAUGUGGGGUAUGCCAACAGGUUAAAUACGAAGCAUCUAAGCCUGGUGGGCUGUUACAGCCUUUGCCAAUACCGGAGGGCAUCUUUGAGGACCUAACUAUGGAUUUCAUAGUUGGAUUACCACCGUCCAAUGGGUACACCACCAUUUUGGUAAUAGUGGAUAGGCUUUCUAAAUUUGCUUACUUUAGCAAAUUGCCUCGUUCAUUUACUGCAGCUGUGGUUGCCAAGCUCUUCUGUGAGUUGGUGGUCCACGUUCAUGGGUUCCCUCGGUCUAUAGGCUCUAACAGAGACCCUAUCUUUGUGAGCCAGUUUUGGUCUCAAUUGUUCAAACUAAGUGGAACGACCUUACAUACCUCUACAGCUUAUCAUCCUCAAUCGGAUGAGCAGACUGAGGUAACAAACCGUUACUUGGAGCAGUAUUUGCGUUGUUUCUGCAACAAGAAACCUCAAAGUUGGUCAGCUUUCAUUAGAUGGGCUCAGUUUCAUUACAAUUCCAGUGUACACUCAAGCAUUGGCAUGAGUUCGCAUCAAGUAGUUUUCGGUAAGUGUCCAAUAUUGAUUCCCCAUUAUCCUCGUGGGUUAGUGAAAGUUGAAGCUGUGGAUUCCUUGCUGGUGCAGCGAGAUGAAAUCCUUUCUCGUCUCAAGAUGCAUAUGUAG